AGCAGCAGUAUCAAGGUGUGCGUGUAUGCUACUUUCAGCUCACUAAAUGAAUGGAUACUGCUCGCAUGUGGGCUAUUUUUCAAGAACCAUCUAAUUCUGGAUUCAAUGCAUUUAUCACUCGGGAUCAGUAAUGACUUGGCUUCUGUUGUGGGUUUUACUAUUUGCUUGUGUACCACAGAUUCACAGAGCAUUUGCUCAGGAUUCCUCUAAGAUGCUGUCCAUACCAGAGCCUGUCGCCCCGGAGCCCUACAACCACACCCAGUACUGCCAAUGGCCCUGCAAAUGUCCUAAAACUCCCCCCACCUGUCCACCAGGUGUGAGCUUGAUCAUGGACGGCUGCGACUGCUGCAGAGCAUGUGCCAAACAGGUGGGGGAGGUUUGCAAUGAGAAAGCAAACUGUGACCAUCAUCGAGGCCUUUACUGUGAUUACAGCGUAGACAAGCCUAGGUACGAAAAAGGAGUAUGUGCGUAUCUGCCAGGCACUGGCUGCGAGCACAACGGUGUGAUCUAUCGCAAUGGCCAGAGCUUUCAGCCCAAUUGCAAAUACCAGUGUUUGUGUGUGAAUGGGGCGAUCGGAUGUGUCUCACUAUGUGAUGAGUCUCAGCCUCCCAGGGUUUGGUGCCAGAAUCCACAGCGAGUUAAAAUUCCCGGCCGAUGCUGUGAGCAGUGGAUCUGUGAAGAGUCCAGAAGGGGGCGCAAGACAGCACCAAGACACACAAUGGCUGCCCUGUCUAGUGUAAAAGACAACUGGCACAAGAACUGCGUGACCCAGACAACCUCCUGGAGUCCCUGCUCAAAGACCUGCGGCCGUGGAGUGUCUUUACGCAUUACUAACAACAACAAGCAGUGUCAGAUGGUCAAAGAAAGCAGACUCUGCAACAUCCGGCCUUGCAAAGUGGACAUCACAAAGCACAUCAAGCCUGGAAAGAAGUGCUUGAACAUUUACAGAGAUGAAAAGCCACACAACUUCACUAUCUCAGGCUGCACCAGUACAAACACUUACAGGCCCAAGUACUGUGGAGUGUGUACAGACGAGCGCUGCUGCAUCCCUUACAAAUCUAAGACUGUUGAGGUCGACUUUCAGUGCCCAAACGGAUCCGGCUUCACCUGGCAGGUCAUGUGGAUUAACGCCUGCUUCUGCAACCUGAGCUGUAAAAACCCCAAUGACAUAUUUACAGAUCUAGAACAGUACCACGAAAGAGGUGAGAUUGGAAACUGAGUGUACCUUAAGAGACCUUGCAGAAAAGUCAAUAGAAAGAUUUGGGUCAUAGCCAGAUUUUGAGCACAAGUUAAUAUUUAAUUGACUAUCGUCUUUGGCGUUUUUUUUAUUAUGAGACUUUUUCCUAUUGGAAAAACUGAAAUAAACCAAUAUAUAUCUUAAUAUAUUCUAUUUUAAGACUACACAGUGUAUCGCAACUAAAUUGUUCACAUCUGCUCAGUUAUUUCAACCAAGCUUAUCCAAGUUCUGUAACAAAUACAUUUUUUGUAUAAAUGAUGUAAGUAUAGAUAUGUAAAAAGACUAUAUUGUUGUUAUGUAGUUAAAAUUUUAAUUUAUACAAAAUCUAUGUAUGUAAAGAAGAAAUGUAUUGCUUUUAUGCAUUGAUA
Labeo rohita (rohu) is the source of this 1605-nucleotide messenger RNA. It is a transcript of the gene ccn4a, whose product is annotated as cellular communication network factor 4a. NCBI's taxonomy places the organism in Eukaryota, Metazoa, Chordata, Actinopteri, Cypriniformes, Cyprinidae. The coding region runs from base 131 to 1219 and encodes 362 amino acids. Gene Ontology annotation, cellular component: extracellular matrix; extracellular region. Gene Ontology annotation, molecular function: heparin binding; integrin binding. Gene Ontology annotation, biological process: signal transduction; cell adhesion. The transcript is spliced from 5 exons. The record is from RefSeq and is a predicted model, not a curated record.